UGCUCGACGAGAAGACGAAUGCGGCUUGGCAUUAGACGAAGAUUCAGAAGAUGAUUCCGACUAUACACCCGAUCAAACCAAUUCUGAUAGUGAACCCGACGAUGUUGCGGAAUCUGACGAAGAAUCCUACCAAGACGACAUUGGGACACCCGAUGCCCCUGCACAUAAACGAAAGCGGGGUACCGAUGACCCUACCGUAAAGCGUCCAAAAAUUUUCAACGAUGAGAAAGUCGCGAUAAUGGACAGCAGCGAACAAAAGGCCAAAAUUGAUGCUAUCUGGGCAGAAAUGAAUGUACCAAAGACAUUGGCUGCCAAAGAACCCAUUAAAACCAAUAUUCUCACAAAUACAAAUGCCAAUAAUACCAACUCCAAUACCAUUACCAACAGCACAACAAAAGGCAUUUCCGAUCCUCCUUCCAUUCUUGAUGCACCUACACUAAAAAGCUUACCUUUGGGAAGAAAAAAGAAGUCUGGUUUGGUACGACCAAAAUCAAAGCUGUCUGACCUUGUUACACAAUAUAAUGUCAAAGUACCCAAGAUGAACACAUUGGAAAAAAGUCGGCUGGACUGGCAAGGUUAUGUGGACAGAGAGGGUAUUAGGGCUGAUCUAAAAUACCAGAACAAAGACGGGUAUAUGGAAAAGGUGGCGUUCUUACAACGUGUCGAGGACAGACGAUUUACUCAUCUCAAGACUGGACAACGCGAGUCCAAAAACAACAAAUAACCAACAAAAACCUAAAGUUCCUUCUUCUCCUUAUCCCUCUUGUCCUGUACAGCUUUCUUUCUUUAUUUCAUUCAUUUUAUUCUUCUUCUUCUAUAUUUCUGUCUAUCUAUCUAUAUAUCUAUUUAUCAUCACUGUCUUACCUUCCCUCAACCUCCCUUUUCAUGUUUAAACUACCAUAAUCUGUCAACCAAAAAUCAAAAAUCUAUUUAUCUAUCUAUAUAUCAUAUCAACCAAAAUUCAAUCAAUCACCCCAAAAAAUAAAAAUCCUGCUUAUUAUACACUCCGACAAU
Molecule: messenger RNA, 1014 nt
Organism: Phycomyces blakesleeanus NRRL 1555(-)
Lineage: Eukaryota; Fungi; Mucoromycota; Mucoromycetes; Mucorales; Phycomycetaceae
Exons: 5
Coding region: 239-724 (161 amino acids)
Source: RefSeq, a predicted model, not a curated record